Macaca mulatta (Rhesus monkey) is the source of this 1685-nucleotide messenger RNA. RefSeq names its product fucosyltransferase 9 (gene FUT9). Lineage: Eukaryota; Metazoa; Chordata; Mammalia; Primates; Cercopithecidae. Gene Ontology annotation, cellular component: membrane. The record is from RefSeq and is marked validated. Gene Ontology annotation, molecular function: alpha-(1->3)-fucosyltransferase activity.
AGUAGCUGUAGCAGCUUCAGCGAAGCCGGAGAUGGGCAGAGAGCGCGCGCGGCGCAGCAGCUCCAGAUUCACUGCUCUCCCCUGCAGCUCCCCGCGCCCCCGUCGCUGUCGCCGCCUCGGUGUCCCCCAGCUCCCGUCGCGCUCUUAGGACAGCGCCGCCACCGCCGCCUGGCCCUGCCUGCCUCCUGCGCCGCGCAGCCCUCGCGAGCGCCCCGGAUGGCGCUUUACCCCCAGGACUGGUUUAGAAUGUAAUAACUCAAGGAUUUGAUAAGACAGUGAAGUAGUAUAACAACUGUCUAUGUGCUUCCCAUGAUAUGUUCUCUAUAUUAAAAAAUUAUGACAUCAACAUCCAAAGGAAUUCUUCGCCCAUUUUUAAUUGUCUGCAUUAUCCUGGGCUGUUUCAUGGCAUGUCUUCUCAUUUACAUCAAACCUACCAACAGCUGGAUCUUCAGUCCAAUGGAAUCAGCCAGCUCUGUGCUGAAAAUGAAAAACUUCUUCUCCACCAAAACUGAUUAUUUUAAUGAAACUACUAUUCUGGUGUGGGUGUGGCCAUUUGGGCAGACCUUUGACCUUACAUCCUGCCAAGCAAUGUUCAACAUCCAAGGAUGCCAUCUCACAACGGACCGUUCACUGUACAACAAAUCCCAUGCAGUUCUGAUCCAUCACCGAGACAUCAGUUGGGAUCUGACAAAUUUACCUCAGCAAGCUAGGCCACCCUUCCAGAAAUGGAUUUGGAUGAAUUUGGAGUCACCAACUCACACUCCUCAAAAGAGUGGCAUUGAGCACUUGUUUAACCUGACUCUGACUUAUCGCCGCGACUCAGAUAUCCAAGUGCCUUAUGGCUUCUUGACGGUGAGCACAAAUCCCUUUGUGUUUGAAGUGCCAAGCAAAGAGAAGUUGGUGUGCUGGGUUGUGAGUAACUGGAACCCUGAGCAUGCCAGGGUCAAGUAUUACAAUGAGCUAAGCAAAAGCAUUGAAAUCCAUACCUAUGGGCAAGCAUUUGGAGAAUAUGUCAAUGAUAAAAAUUUGAUUCCUACCAUAUCUACUUGUAAAUUUUAUCUUUCCUUUGAAAAUUCAAUCCACAAGGAUUACAUCACGGAAAAGCUCUACAAUGCUUUUCUGGCUGGCUCUGUACCUGUUGUUCUGGGACCAUCUAGAGAAAACUAUGAGAAUUACAUUCCAGCAGAUUCAUUCAUUCAUGUGGAAGAUUAUAACUCUCCCAGUGAGCUAGCAAAGUAUCUGAAGGAAGUCGACAAAAACAAUAAGUUAUACCUUAGUUACUUUAACUGGAGGAAGGAUUUCACUGUAAAUCUUCCACGAUUUUGGGAAUCACAUGCCUGCUUGGCUUGUGAUCAUGUGAAAAGGCAUCAAGAAUAUAAAUCUGUUGGUAAUUUAGAGAAAUGGUUUUGGAAUUAAAAUUUUUCAUCACUUGCACACUUGAUAAAUAUUUUGAUGAAAUAUCAUCCAAGUAUUGAGGAUAAGAAGAGAUGCAACAUACUACUAUUGUGUCACAAUUUAUUUUUAUCACCCUCUCUAGGGUAACAUGUAUAUUUUGGUGGAGAUUUUUAAAAGCUCAGCAUGAGCAAUCAUUCCAUUUGGUUUUAAAUUAUCCUGUAUAUACCUAAUUAUGUGCACUGGAGAGUAAUUUAUUCUUCAUUAUCAUUUGUAAACAUUGUUUUUUCACA